Molecule: messenger RNA, 1468 nt
Organism: Raphanus sativus (radish)
Lineage: Eukaryota; Viridiplantae; Streptophyta; Magnoliopsida; Brassicales; Brassicaceae
Product: probable N-acetyltransferase HLS1
Exons: 3
Coding region: 166-1308 (380 amino acids)
Molecular function (GO): acyltransferase activity, transferring groups other than amino-acyl groups
Source: RefSeq, a predicted model, not a curated record
UAGGAGAACAAAGCCAAAUCCUAACUAUAAAUAGACUAAUGACAAUACUCACUUUGUGAAGGAAGCAAUCUGAAAUAUUUUGCAAGAAGAAAAGUUUUGUUAGGUUUCCGUACGCUUUUAUAAUACCAAAGGCUUUUUUAUUAUCUGAUAAGUUGGAUUUAAAUCAUGGGGAAAGGAUUUCAAGUAGUUGUGGUGAGAGAUUAUGAUCCAAACAGAGACUUAAAGAGAGUGGAAGAGCUUGAAAAAAGCUGUGAAGUCGGGUCUUUACUAGUUGAUCUCAUGGGUGACCCACUUGCCCGGAUCCGACAAUCUCCUUCUUUCUACAUGCUGGUGGCUGAGAUCGAUAAUGAGAUAGUUGGGAUGAUUAGAGGAACGAUCAAGACGGUGACACGCGGUGGAAAUGCAUUACACGAUGGCACUUCACCGGUAACAAGCACCACCAAACUCGCCUUCGUCUCCGGCCUCCGUGUCUCUCCGUACUACAGGAGGAUGGGAAUUGGAUUGAAACUGGUGCAAAGGCUCGAAGAUUGGUUUCGCUUAAACGACGCCGCUUACGCAUACGUGCAAACCGAAAACGACAACGCAGCUUCGGUCAAACUCUUCACCGAGAAAAGCGGUUACUCCAAGUACCGAACACCUACUUUCCUGGUCAACCCUGUCUUUAACCACCGAGUCACAGUCUCAAGCCGAGUCAAUAUCAUCAAACUCGAUCCCUCCGACGCCGAGUCACUCUACCGCAACCGGUUCUCCUCCACCGAGUUUUUCCCUUCAGACAUCAACUCAAUCCUCACCAACAAACUCUCUCUAGGCACUUUCCUAGCCGUGCCACGUGGCGGCGACUACGUUUCCGGGUCUCUACCCGGGUCAUGGGCGGUUAUAAGUAUCUGGAACAGCAAAGAAGUGUACAAGCUUCAAGUUCAAGGCACUUCUCGUCUCAAACGCGCAUUAGCGAAGACGACGCGCGUUUUAGACGGCGCGUUCCCGUUUCUGAAGAUCCCGUCGUUUCCUAAUCUUUUCAAGCCCUUUGCCAUGCAUUUCUUGUACGGCAUCGGCGGAGAAGGGCCACGUGCGGCGGAGAUGGUGGAGGCGCUUUGUUCGCACGCUCAUAACAUAGCUAAAAAGAGUGGUUGCGCCGUGUUGGCUGCUGAAGUGGGGAGCUGUGAGCCACUCAGAGCUUGUAUCCCUCACUGGAAGGCGCUCUCGCCGGAGGAUUUGUGGUGCUUGAAACGUCUCCGAGAUGAUGACGGUGCAGACUGGACUAAGUCAACGCCUGGAUUGUCCGUUUUCGUUGACCCUAGAGACAUAUAAUGAUUUGUUUAUAAUUAAUAUCUUUAGAGGGAUCUAAAUACCAAACACAAGUGUUGAAAUUACAAAAUCUGAGACCAAGUCUUAGUGUUAUACUCGAUUACUCUCUUUACGCUUUUUUAGUUUUGUCUGUAAUUUCAUACUAGAUCAAGUGUAAAUAAAC